AUGCCAAACCCCAGUAAAAGAACAGGAGUAUAUUGGCCUGGAAAAGGAGCUUGCAUUAAUGAGCAUGUACAAAAAAACUCCAAGAGCAUCAUCGAAAAACGUGAUAUAGGCUAUGUAGUUCGGCUUUCAUUUGAACAGCCACAUGACCAUCUACCAGAAAAGAGAGCUCUGGAAUUACGUCGUCUGAGAAGCGUGCUACGUAAAUAUGAAGAAGAUCCCAAAAUUCUCAGGCAGUACCACGAAGUAUUUCAAGAUCAGUUGAGCAAAGGAAUCUUGGACGAACUAGAUGAAAUGGAGGAUACCAUUGGGAAACCGAAACACUAUCUCCCUCAUCGGCCAGUUAUCACUCCACAGAAAGAUACUACCAAGUUCAGGGUUGUUUUUGAUGGGUCGGCGCACUGCAAGAGCUGGUGCAUCAAGGGCCUACCAUACUUCCUAAACUACAUGGCAUGCUUCUACACUUCCGCACUAGAAAGUUUGUCCUAUUAUACGACCUUGAAAGAACCUUUUUCAAGCACAUCUUCAUGA
Haemonchus placei is the source of this 528-nucleotide messenger RNA. The record is from the annotation of a GenBank genome assembly. Lineage: Eukaryota; Metazoa; Nematoda; Chromadorea; Rhabditida; Trichostrongylidae.